GUGCAGACACGUUCGGCGUGCUACGCAGUUUGAUUAUCCGCAGCAAGGGGCAUGUUUGCCCCCCCCGCCUUGUCCUUUCAAUCUUUUUUUUUUUUUUUUCGUGAUGCGCCUCAUCAUGUGCACGCUCGUGCAUGCGGGUGCGCUCCGCGCCGCAUGUGCCACGACCCCGCGCACGGGAUGUGCCGCAGAGGAGGGGGGGGGGGGGGAAAGAGGAGGAGGAGGAGGAGGAGGAGGAGGAGGAUGGCGAGGAGGAGGACGAAGAAGAGGAGGAGGAGGAGGAGGAGGAGGAGGAUGACGAGGAGGAGGAAGAAGAAGAGGAAGAGGAGGACGAGGAUGGCGAGAGGGAGGAAGACGAACAAGAGGUGGACAAGGACAUGGAGGAGAGGGAGGAGGAAGAGGCAAAAAAGGGGUGACAGGAGGAGGAAGCCGAGUGAGGGGAGCGGGAGGCAGGCAGUUUCGCCUCGACCAUCCUCAACCGCUGCCCAUCCCCCGAACCCUUUAUUUUUAUUUAUUUUUCAAUCAAUUAAUCAAUCAAUC
Messenger RNA from Chara braunii, 537 nucleotides. Lineage: Eukaryota; Viridiplantae; Streptophyta; Charophyceae; Charales; Characeae. The record is from the annotation of a GenBank genome assembly.